Molecule: messenger RNA, 1078 nt
Organism: Prunus avium (sweet cherry)
Lineage: Eukaryota; Viridiplantae; Streptophyta; Magnoliopsida; Rosales; Rosaceae
Source: RefSeq, a predicted model, not a curated record
AUCCCGACGACAUAACUCGGUUUUUUUACUAAUUGCUCACCCUCUUAUCAAUAAAAAUACCAUCGGCAAUUCUCGAAAAAACGGAGUCUCAAACUUUGAACCGUUCCAAAUUUCCAAAGAGAAAAACAAUAAAAACCCAAUUAGCCCCACACCGCAACUUUUCACAAGCCAAUUACCACUCCACAAAAUUUUAAAAAAAAAACUCGAAACGCCCAAAACACAAUUGGUAUCUUAUUGAUCCCUAUUUUCUUCUUCUUCUUUGACCAUUACCAGAAUGAUGGCCGCGCUCGGCUCCGAUCAGCUGAAGCAGCUGAAAGACAUAUUCAUGCGCUUCGACAUGGACUCCGACGGUAGCCUCACCCAGCUCGAGCUCGCCGCCCUGCUCCGGUCUCUGGGCGUCAAGCCCGCCGGCGACCAGCUCCACGUCCUCCUCGCCAACAUGGACGCCAACGGAAACGGUACCGUCGAGUUCGACGAGCUCGUCACCGCUAUCUUGCCCGACAUGAACGCGGAGAUACUCAUCAACCAGGAGCAGCUCAUGGAGGUCUUCCGGUCGUUCGAUCGCGACGGAAACGGCUACAUCACCGCCGCCGAGCUCGCCGGAUCCAUGGCCAAAAUGGGUCACCCGUUGACGUACAGAGAGCUUUCCGAUAUGAUGCAAGAGGCCGACACGAACGGCGAUGGCGUGAUUAGCUUCAACGAAUUCGCGACGAUCAUGUCUCGGUCUGCUGCCGAUUUUCUUGGGGUCUGAUCAGGUGUGGCGCUGGGUUGAGGGGCUUGUCUUGAUAAAAUAGGAUGGAUUUAUUGAAGGAGAAGGAGAAGGAGGAUCUGCACAGAAAAGGGGAUAAUAUAUAUACUGAUGAAUUUUAAUAUUGAGACCUGCCCCUCAAUCCCUUUAGUGAAUUAAGAUCAGAAUUACUAAUUAAUUAAUCAAAACCCCAUCUUGUAAAUUUUUGUAUAAAUAAUAAUUUAUGUUAUUAAUAGUUCAUGUUUAGGUCCAUUUCAAUUUCAUACCCUUUGGGUUGUAAUUUGCAUAUGAAUUCUCUCUCAGGUUAUGUUAUGAACUUAUGAUUUGGUC